UCCUUUCAAAAGCUCUAUGGAACGUGACUACGUACCACAAUAGUAUCGUCAGAAUGAAAUCUGCGCGUCGAUGUCAAGUUUAUGCUCCGACACGCUAGAGCCUUAUUUCGGUUGCGUUUCGGUACCCUGCAAGCCCAUCGAUCGGAUUGAUCAGUGUCGGAUACUACCAAGCACCCUCUGAUAUCAUUAGACAAGAUGCUCACAGUAACAUUGAUUAGACAUGGAGAGUCCACGCACAACGUAGUAAGGCUGAAUUAGCAAUCUGGCGAUACCCACUGAUAGUAAGACAAUUGCAGCUAGCUCUCUGGUCAGGCUGCACGGAAUGUCCUCUCACAGAAAGAGGUAAGUCAUAGUUCGAACGUGCGGUUAUCUAACGAGCAUCGCAACUGAUCUUGGCUAUCAGGGAUGCAGCAAGCACGCGCCGUAGGCUCAUACUUUGCAAACACACCAUUCACCAAGAUAUAUGCGUCCCCUCUACCCCGCGCCCGGGACACAGCCGAAGCGGUACUAGAUGCGCAGCCCAUACCCAAGCCUCUUCAUGAUUUCACCAUCACCCAGAUCAGAGAACAGAGCUUUGGAGCUGCAGAAGGGCAUCAAACGUGUGUACGGGAGCCAGGCAAGACCCUCGAAGCUCACUUUGCCGAGGGAAAAUACCCGAUUUUAUACGAAAGCGAGAAACACGUGGCGUUUCCUGGUGGGGAGUCGGCGGAGGAUCUGACGAGGAGGGGUGAGAGGGCAGUGAGGGAUGUUGUGCUUCCUCAUGUAGUGAAUGUUGCGAGGUCUGGGAAAGACGAGCAUAUCGCACUUGUGAGCCAUGGUUUGUGUAUUGCGCAAUUGGUGAGCGCAAUUGUACAAUUGGGUGGGGGGACAUGGAAGCGGAAGGGACCCAUGGUUAAUACGGGGUGGGUGAGAGUAGAGGUGCGGAUUCAGGGUGGGAUGUCGCUGGAAGUUGCGGACGACGAGGUUCCUCCGGUAGAAGUCACAGUGACGGAUGAAGGCAGGACAGAUCACCUUGAAGGCCUUCUGGACGGAGGUCCACUUCGUGGCAUGAAAGCGAUUAUGGGUGGAGGACUGGUGGAUGCAAAGAUCUAGAGCCCAAAUGAAGUAGAACUUGGAUCACGGAUGUCCAUACCUUUUGGCAUUUUAGCACGUUGAAUUCUUUAGCGCUUGUAUGGAUGUACAAUAACGGGGUGGACGACACUCCAGCGGGUACUGUUUUGUAACAGUAGAGUAUUACUUCAAAAUAUACUUCGGAUAGACGGACUACUGGCACGAGAGCGAUU
Messenger RNA from Suillus bovinus, 1283 nucleotides. RefSeq names its product phosphoglycerate mutase. The record is from RefSeq and is a predicted model, not a curated record. Gene Ontology annotation, biological process: negative regulation of glycolytic process; fructose 2,6-bisphosphate metabolic process; negative regulation of programmed cell death. The transcript has 5 exons. Lineage: Eukaryota; Fungi; Basidiomycota; Agaricomycetes; Boletales; Suillaceae. Gene Ontology annotation, cellular component: cytosol. Gene Ontology annotation, molecular function: fructose-2,6-bisphosphate 2-phosphatase activity. Bases 406 to 1092 code for a protein of 228 amino acids.